This is a messenger RNA of Pangasianodon hypophthalmus (striped catfish), 1758 nucleotides long. It is a transcript of the gene pknox1.1, whose product is annotated as pbx/knotted 1 homeobox 1.1. Gene Ontology annotation, biological process: angiogenesis; regulation of transcription by RNA polymerase II. Lineage: Eukaryota; Metazoa; Chordata; Actinopteri; Siluriformes; Pangasiidae. The record is from RefSeq and is a predicted model, not a curated record. Bases 180 to 1442 code for a protein of 420 amino acids. Gene Ontology annotation, molecular function: DNA-binding transcription factor activity, RNA polymerase II-specific; RNA polymerase II cis-regulatory region sequence-specific DNA binding. The transcript has 11 exons.
UUCACAUCGAAGUCGGCUUGCGUGCGUCGACGUGAUGACGCAAGGCGGCCACAGUGGAUCCCGAUUGCUGCAGCCGCUUGUCAGUGUGAUGAAGAUUGGCACUCAGAUAUGCAUUUGUUUGCCAACACCUUUCAGCCUGCGCGUAUAAUGCUUGAGUGUUGGCAGUGGCUACAGUGAACAUGAUGGCAGGCCAGCCUGUGUCAAUGCACAAGUACGAGGAGAGAGUUCAACAGGGGGUCGAGCAGACAGACUGUGAUCCAGAGAAGAGUUUUGCAGACACAGGAAUGGGGAGAACCUGCAACAAUGCUCUUGCUGAGUCCAAUCGCAUGGACGCAGAUAAAGCUUCCAUAUACAGGCAUCCGCUCUUUCCUCUCCUAACCCUUCUGUUUGAGAAGUGCGAGCAGUCUACUCAGAGCUCAGAGUGUGUCACGUCGGCAAGCUUUGAUAUCGAUAUCCAGAAUUUUGUACGCAACCAAGAGAAAGAGGCCAAGGCUUUCUUCAGUGAAGACACUGAGCUAGACAGCCUGAUGGUGAAGGCCAUUCAGGUUCUCCGGAUUCACCUGCUAGAGCUGGAGAAGGUCAGCGACCUGUGUAAAGACUUCUGUAGCCGCUAUAUCUCCUGCCUCAGGAGCAAGAUGAACAGCGAGACACUGCUGAGUGGAGAAACAGACAGUCCCUACUCUCCCCUGCACACUCAGGAUACCCAGGGCACUGUGGUUCCUGCUUCACCUAUGCAACAAGGCAACUUAUCAGCAGUCAGUCAGUCACAAAUUGUUUCAGGUGGUGCAGUGUAUCAGCCGGUCACAGUAGUCACGCCCCAAGGCCAUGUCAUGGCUCAGGCCAUCUCACCGAGCAAGAUACACAUUCAGAACUCCCAGCAUUUACAGCUGCAGAUGAAUCAGGAUUUUGGUUUCUUCAGUAAUGAAGACAGUUCUUCGAAAAACAAGCGCGGCGUUCUCCCCAAACAGGCCACCAACGUCAUGCGCUCAUGGCUCUUCCAGCACAUCGCGCACCCUUAUCCUACUGAAGAUGAGAAGAAACAGAUUGCUCAUCAAACCAAUCUCACUCUGCUACAGGUCAACAACUGGUUCAUUAAUGCACGGAGACGGAUUCUGCAGCCAAUGCUAGACGCCAGCUCUGCAGAGAUGCCCAAAGCCAAGAAGAAGACUCCACAGACCCGCCCUCUACAGCGCUUCUGGCCCGAUUCAAUCGCUUCCUCUGUGUCCCAGCAACAGUUCAACAUGGAAGAAGUUAACAUAGUGACGGUUGGGAUGAGCAUGGAUGGCUACCAAACUCUGUCCUCAGACGGAGCUACACUCGCCAUGCAGCAAGUCAUGAUGGGUAAUCACAGCGAGGAUGAAACAGAUGUCAGCGAGGAUGAGGGCGACACACACCUGUCCUCAGCUAACAUGACUGAUCUGGGCCUCAAUGCCAGUAACUGACUCUCUCUCACAAACACACAUACACACCCAAAAGACUUGACAUGGCGCUGACUUUGACAAUUCUGAUACUCCUGCACUACAGAGAGGAUCAUAAAAAACACCCCUUAAAGUAAUGUGUACACACACACACACACAUGGUUGACAGAGAGCAUUACAUUACAGACAGGUGUGCUAAUUUAUGAGGAGAUGUUUUUAUUGCGUAGACGUCUAGGUGAGUGCACUUUUUUUUGAUAAACUCCAAAACGGCAAAAACAAACAAAAAAAAAAGAAACAGAAAAAUGUUUGAACGUCCCCAAGUUUUUGAAACUCUUGUUAU